GCGCACUCGAAAACAUCAGAGAACACGAGAAGUGGCUUACAGCUGCAACUAAACUAAAAACACAGACGCACCUGCAGUUCUUUGGGCUACUAUUUAAGAAACCAGAAGGGAAAUUCUUUUUUUACCAGAACUUUCAAUUGCAGAUAUCUAAGGUAAAAAUUAUCUUGAACUGGAAAGGGUUAUUUCUUGUGAAAGGAAGAUUAAACCACCGCGCCUGAAAAGAAUCUAUUAAAAAAAAUACCUGCAGCAAAAAGCGAACCAGGUAGCUUUUUAAAAAAAAUACAUUUACGUCUCUCUUGAAAGAACAGAACACAAAUAAGUUAAUGAGUGUGCUACACAGUCUGGAUUCUCAGUGCGCCUCACCACCAUGCAAUAUGAACUGGUCAAUGGAGCCAACCAAUUUCUACGACAGUAAGCUGAGCACUAUCCAGGUUUCCUGCAAGCCCAGCCGUGUCGGCAUGUGCGAGGAAAGCAAUCUGGCAGAAUUGAGCACCGCUCCAGCCAUGUAUGACGACGAGAGCGCAAUCGACUUCAGCUCCUACAUCGACUCUAUGGCGUCAGUGCCAAACCUGGAGCUGUGCAAUGACGAACUCUUCGCUGACCUUUUUAACAACAGCGUCAAGCAAGAGAAAGUGGACUUUAACUACUUGACCAGCACAGCGCCAGGCGCCUUUGCUGCCAGAGAUAAGCUGCAUCAAAGCGUGACAGGUGGGUUCAACGCGCCAAUUAAGCAGGAGUCGGACUGGAGUGAUAGCGACAUGUCUUCUUCAUCUCUACCCUCACAGAUUGAAAACUGCGCACAGACCAUCAUGAGCCUGCAGACCGGACAGCCCACCCCACCGACUACACCAGAGCCACAUGCAUCGCUUACCACCUCCAGAAAGGUAGGCAAAGGAAAGGGCAAAAAGAACCAGGAUAGGUACAGCCCGGAGUAUCGACAGAGACGGGAGCGAAAUAACAUCGCUGUCAGAAAAAGCAGAGACAAGGCAAAACACCGCAACUUGGAAAUGCAGCAUAAGAUGCUUGAGCUAGGCGCUGAGAACGAGCGAUUGCAUAAAACCAUCGAUCAGUUAAGCAGGGAGCUGACCAGCCUCCGAAAUUUCUUCAAGCAGCUGCCCAGUUCCUCUUUUUUGGGCUCCACGAGUAUCGAAUGUCGGUAACCUGCGAGCGGAAAUGCUAAGAGACUUGUUUUAGACACGAUACCUCAAGGAGACACAAAUAUCAAAUCAGAACUUUUGCAAAACGCCUGUAGCAUAGUACUGUAAAACAGUUACACCAAAUAAACUAAGUGGCAUUGAAAAGGGGUAAAAAAGCAUACAUUUUUUCUAUAUGAAUUGUACUGAAGAAACGGGAUACCCCUACAGAAGCCACAAAAAAAAAAAAAAACAGAAA
Acipenser ruthenus (sterlet) is the source of this 1392-nucleotide messenger RNA. RefSeq names its product CCAAT/enhancer-binding protein delta-like. Bases 324 to 1160 code for a protein of 278 amino acids. The record is from RefSeq and is a predicted model, not a curated record. Gene Ontology annotation, molecular function: RNA polymerase II cis-regulatory region sequence-specific DNA binding; DNA-binding transcription factor activity, RNA polymerase II-specific. Lineage: Eukaryota; Metazoa; Chordata; Actinopteri; Acipenseriformes; Acipenseridae. Gene Ontology annotation, biological process: DNA-templated transcription; regulation of cell differentiation; regulation of transcription by RNA polymerase II. The transcript has a single exon.